GUCGGGGCCGCCCUUGGUCCCGCCCUCGCUGACGUACCGCGCGUCACCUGACUCAGCUGCGGGCUGAAAAGACACAAGGGAAGUGGCCGUCGCGGGACCUAGUUCCUCCGACUCCGGACCCCCGCGCCAUGCCUUCCGAGAAGACCUUCAAGCAGCGCCGCAGCUUCGAACAAAGAGUGGAAGAUGUCCGGCUCAUCCGGGAGCAGCACCCCACCAAGAUCCCAGUGAUAAUAGAGCGAUACAAGGGUGAGAAGCAACUGCCCGUCCUGGACAAAACCAAGUUCCUUGUACCGGAUCAUGUGAAUAUGAGUGAGCUCAUCAAGAUAAUUAGAAGGCGCUUACAGCUUAAUGCCAAUCAAGCUUUCUUCCUCCUGGUGAAUGGGCACAGCAUGGUGAGCGUGUCCACUCCCAUCUCUGAAGUGUAUGAGAGUGAGAAGGAUGAAGAUGGCUUUCUGUACAUGGUGUAUGCCUCCCAGGAGACAUUCGGAACAGCACUGGCUGUGUAAGACCAGAACAAUGCCUAAUGUUUGUUAAGCCCUUAUCAAGGAAAAAAGGGAUGUUGCCAGCAGAUGCUGGUCAGCUUACCAUUCACAGAUCAGAACAUAGGCGCCCACCUAGGGUAUUAGGAACUGUUUGUCGCCAAGAAACUGAGCUCCAUGCAAACACAUUCAGCUUGGAAAUUCAUCUAAACUAGGCUCUCUUGUGUUCAAACUUUAGAAGUUUAAAAAUAAAAUACUUUGCAUCCUAA
Messenger RNA from Phodopus roborovskii (desert hamster), 748 nucleotides. RefSeq names its product microtubule associated protein 1 light chain 3 beta (gene Map1lc3b). Gene Ontology annotation, biological process: autophagosome assembly; macroautophagy; autophagy of mitochondrion. The coding region runs from base 129 to 506 and encodes 125 amino acids. Lineage: Eukaryota; Metazoa; Chordata; Mammalia; Rodentia; Cricetidae. Gene Ontology annotation, molecular function: ubiquitin protein ligase binding. The record is from RefSeq and is a predicted model, not a curated record. The transcript is spliced from 4 exons. Gene Ontology annotation, cellular component: autophagosome membrane; cytosol; autophagosome.